UGCGCACGUAGGUUGCCCUUACCAACCAUACCAAAGCAAAGUUGACUUGACCAAAGUUUCUGUCGAUGUCCCAGAAUAAUCGGUGUAAAACGAUUGCUAAAAAUUGUUUAACUUGUAAAUUUAGCUAUUCAAGGUGAGACAAUGCCGGCCGUGGGAGAUGACGUCCCGAUGUACUGCUCCCAGCAGAUUAACAUCCCCCCUGAUCUUCCAGACAUUCUCAAGCAGUUCACAAAAGCAGCUAUCCGAACACAACCCAAUGAUGUGUUACAGUGGUCCUCAGCAUACUUCCACGCUCUUGCCAAAGGUGAAACGCCUCCUGUAAAAGAGCGCUUAGAGAUGCCCAUAGCUACACAGAAGACGGACACCGGUCUAACGCCUGGUAUCCUGUCAGUCCUCAAUAGACAGUUGGGUCCCAAAAAGACAUUGAAACUUUCCGAGUUGGAGCAGAAAUGGAGAGACAACUGUCUCCCCAAUGAGCGACUGUACAGUCUCAUUCAACUGGGAAGCUUUGGAGAUGACAUCGAGUGGCGCAAGUUCUUUUCAUUGGCAUGUUCAGCAUUGUCUGGGAACAUCACAUCUGCCAUGAAGGUCAUCUGUGAGAUCCUGACCCGUGACCCAGAGGGCGGGGCAGCUAGAAUACCCUUUGACCUCUUCAAGGAACUGUACACCUACCUAGCACAGAUCGAUGGAGAGAUCUCGGAAGAGCAGAUAGAAAGUGUAUUCACGUACCUACAGUACCAUGUAGACAAGCAAAGUGGUGUAGUGCAGCCAAGAAACUUCCUCAACCCGGACUGUCCAAAGCUUGGUCCUUAGAUGCAACAAACAACAACAACAACAACAACAACAACAACAACAACAACAACAACAACAACAACAACAACCUCCAGCUGUACAUACUGUUCCCAUUGUUGAGUUUGUAAGAAAAAUUGUUUACCAAGUACUGCAUCAAACCACACCUUGUAAAGUUAUUUUAAAAUUAAUGUUCUUUUCAUAUUUAUCUCGGUUUUGUUGCAAUUUGAAAAAAAAGUCACGUUAUUGUAAAGUAACUAUUAAUUUGCUUUUAAGAGGUAAUUUUUAGUCAAAACACACUUUAUUUUAUUUUGUAAAGUUUUUCCAAUUUUUUUUCUUCAUAUUUAUCUUGAUACUGUUGCAUUUUGAAACGAAAAAGAGUAAAGUUAAUGGUAAGUAAUUAUUAAUUUGCAUUUACGGAGGUCAUUCAGUGACAAUUAAACAAUGCACUUGAUGCUCAAGCAUUGAUUUUGAAUUUGGUAAAAAACUAAAAGUACACUCAUCUACAAGACUAAGAUCAAUCUUCUUUUAGUGGUGGGUCGAAUAAAAUAGUUAUCAUCGUGUUAAA
Molecule: messenger RNA, 1357 nt
Organism: Asterias rubens (European starfish)
Lineage: Eukaryota; Metazoa; Echinodermata; Asteroidea; Forcipulatida; Asteriidae
Product: ropporin-1-like protein
Exons: 6
Coding region: 142-813 (223 amino acids)
Source: RefSeq, a predicted model, not a curated record